AUGACACCACAUGACCAACAGCUUUCGAGUAUAAAAAUAAUCACCGAAAUCGGUUUUCUCAGUAAAAGGUUUGAGUGCCUUGCCGAUGACUACUACUACACUCCAUAUAACGUCACUCGGUCUACCUUAUCGGGUAUCGCCGCCUAUCGCUCCUCAUUAACCCUAGACUGGUUGGCCGCUGAGGAUUCACGUCAACGGGAGCUAGCGGCUGCUUUUGAGAGGGAAGCUUCUCCAGUUAAAAUCGUCAGUAUGGACUGCAUGGCGUAUCCCAGACCGGCGCCGGGAAAGAUUGGGCGGUUGAUGUUGGAAAUGCUUAAGAAUUUGGAAGGUGACGAAGGUACCCUUAUACCCGAAUUGAUCAAUGCCCUAAUACGUUCAAAAUUAUUGGUCGAUACGUCGCAUCUGGAAUCGGAACCAGAUUUCGAUUCGUUGGUGGAGACACCGGGUGUGAUGAUGGGAGAACCACAUGCUACGUUUCCAAGAAUCCUUGCAGUUAUUUGGAUGCUUAUUACUGAUGCUUCAACUACAAGGAAAUUUGGAUGGUGUCCGGUUAAAAAGGUGAAUCAAUAUAUACUGCUAUCAAAGUCAUCUGACAUAGCGAGACAGAUGCGUACGUUAGAGGCUGUGUUAGCUCGCGCUCGCUUCGUUAUGGAAGAGUUCAUACAGAAUGUAACACCUAUUAAUAUUUAUCAGAAGAAAACAACUAAGAAAGCACAACAGUCACAUCAGAAGUUGUCCACUACUCACGAUCAGAAACAUGCCAUGAAACCGCGAGCUCACGAGGAGGCACUCUUGCCGCACCAAGCUAUUUCGCAGUCGGCGUCACCGGAAAUUACUGAUCCUAGUCUAGAUAUAGUCGAUGGAAAAUAUAUAACUGUAGCUAAUUUCUCCACCAGACUACAUGUGAAGUUAAUCUUUUUUAUAUUUGUAUUUAUUUUGUAAUAAACCUAGUGCUCUUGUGUC
This is a messenger RNA of Melitaea cinxia (Glanville fritillary), 963 nucleotides long. RefSeq lists its product as uncharacterized. The transcript has 6 exons. Lineage: Eukaryota; Metazoa; Arthropoda; Insecta; Lepidoptera; Nymphalidae. The record is from RefSeq and is a predicted model, not a curated record. Bases 1 to 942 code for a protein of 313 amino acids.